This is a messenger RNA of Lingula anatina, 1460 nucleotides long. RefSeq names its product proteasomal ubiquitin receptor ADRM1. Lineage: Eukaryota; Metazoa; Brachiopoda; Lingulata; Lingulida; Lingulidae. Gene Ontology annotation, cellular component: nucleus; proteasome regulatory particle, lid subcomplex; cytoplasm. The record is from RefSeq and is a predicted model, not a curated record. Gene Ontology annotation, molecular function: endopeptidase activator activity; proteasome binding.
UAAACAUCACGAUCAUCAUCCGGGAACUUCUCCAAGAUGGCAGCAGCACUUUUCGGAAGCACGGCCGGUGGCCGCAGUCAAAGCAAAAAUUUGGUCGAAUUUAGGGCCGGUAAGAUGUAUUUGAAGAGCAAGAUGUGUCACCCCGAUAAAAGGAAGGGGAUGGUGUAUAUUUAUCAGUCGGACGACUCCUUGAUGCACUUCUGUUGGAAAGACAGGACCAGCGGUGCGGUGGAAGACGACCUGAUUAUCUUCCCGGAUGACUGCGAGUUCAAACUAGUGCCGCAGUGUACUACGGGGAGAGUUUAUGUCCUCAAGUUCAAGUCUUCUACCAGAAAGUUUAUUUUCUGGAUGCAGGAGCCCAAAACGGACAAGGAUGAAGACCACUGCAAGAAGGUGAAUGAGUACUUGAACAACCCCCCAACCCCAGGUUCCAGCAGAGGGGGUGGCGGGAUGUCAGGUCUACCCCCAGAUCUGGCUGGUCUGGGAGACAGCGAUCUACAAAGUAUACUGGGGGGGAUGAGCCAGCAACAGUUGAUGCAGCUACUGGGUGGUAUGGGGAUGGGUGGUAUGGGAGGACUGACAUCUAUGAUGGGAGCCAGACCUGCCAGUGCUCAGUCCACUGACUCAUCCACGCCACUGCGAGUCCAAUCUUCUCCUGGUCCCAGAGCCACCAGUGCUGACAGUACAGUGACCCCUGCUCCGCGGCCUGCCACUGCGGCUGCCUUGCCUUCCCAGCCUUCGCUGAUCACAGCCCAGCAACCUGUGCCACAGACAGCGCCCCCUGCUGGUCCACAGGCACCGACACCUGGUGCCGGCGGAACUCCCAUACAACUCAGUGACUUGCAGAAUAUACUGUCUAAUAUGACAGUGCCGGCAGCAUCAGGAGCCACAGGUUCCAGUCAAACAAACGUAGACCUGGUUCAGGCCCUGAAUCCCGACAGCCUCAUUCCCAUCCUGGCGAACAAGGAGGUACAGCAGAGACUCGUCCCCUUCUUACCACAGGGAGGCUCUCUGCCCAAGAGUGAAGAAGAGCUGCGAGCCACGGUUUCUGCACCUCAGUUUCAACAGGCUCUAAGUACAUUCAGUGCUGCACUGGCCUCUGGUCAGCUGGGGCCACUCAUGGGCCAGUUUGGCCUGGGAGAAGAGGUGGCCAAUGCAGCUGCACAGGGAGAUGUUGAGGCCUUUGUUCGUGCAAUGCAAAACGCAGAGCAGGGGGGCGAGGGCAAGGAUGAGGGAAGGAAAGAGGAAAAGAUGGACGAAAGCUAAAACUGUGAAGAACAGUUUUGUGCCCGUUUUGGGAGAUAUUCCUGAAGAAUUUGAAAACAUCAGGAACAUAUCGAUAUAUUAUUCAAAUUCUAUAUUAGACUUUUCCUUACUGGAUAUCCAAAAUCAUUUCUCAUUAUGAAAAUAUACUAAUGAUUAAAAAAUUAAAAAUAGAUGCACUGAAGCUGUGGGCUCAG